AUAAAGUCUUCUACCUUGAGAUUUACUUCAUACGACGUGGUCAUUUAGCCAAUCAGAAGAAAACGAGGAAAUUCGUUAUUUUGAAAUAGGAAUUGGUAGAUGUAAUUUCUGUUUCACUGAGUUUUCAAAAAUGAAACUAUCUGUGCAUAUAAAAUAGCCUCUAAAUCAAUGCUAAAGAACAAUAAAGCUACUCUUCAAACACGAGUAACCGAUCAAAUGGAAAAUAAUCUUAAACAGUUAAAAAUAACUAAUCCUGUAUUAACUGAAAAUAUAUCAAAAAAUAUACAAACUGUUGGUGCUGUAAAAGAUCAGUGUAAUACUUACAUUGCAAAUUGUAAGCAAAACAAAGGAAACAGUGAAAAGAUAUCUGCAGAAUUAAUAGUGCCUGCAUCUCUUAAAACAAUAGAAUCUGUAAAAAAUAAGAUUGACGAUAAAAGUGAUAAAGAAAAUGUAAAUACUAAGAAGAUAGACACUGACAAAAAUGAAGAACAAAAUAGUGGGAUGAACAAAAAUCAAAGUAGUAAAAAAUGGGUAUUAACUGAUUUUGACAUUGGACGUGCCUUAGGAAAAGGAAAAUUUGGAAAUGUUUAUUUAGCUAGGGAAAAGAAAUCAAAAUUCAUUAUUGCUAUGAAAGUAUUAUUUAAAGCACAAAUAGAGAAAGCUGAUGUGGAACAUCAAGUUAGAAGAGAAAUUGAAAUUCAAACUCACUUAAGGCAUCCAAAUAUUUUAAAGAUGUAUGGGUAUUUUCAUGAUGACAAGAGGGUAUAUUUAAUUUUGGAGUAUGCCCCGAAUGGAGAAUUAUUUAAGGAAUUAAAUGCCCAACCAAACAAACGCUUUGAUGAAAUCAGAACAGCAACAUAUGUAUCUCAAUUAGCAGAUGCUUUAAAAUAUUGUCACAGUAAAAAAGUGAUACAUCGUGAUAUUAAACCUGAAAAUUUAUUACUCGGGAUGAAGGGUGAAUUAAAAAUGGCAGACUUUGGGUGGUCUGUCCAUGCUCCCUCUUCUAGAAGAAAUACUCUGUGUGGCACUUUAGACUAUUUGCCACCAGAAAUGGUAGCUGGAAAAACACACGAUCACACUGUAGAUUUAUGGGGACUUGGUGUUCUAUGUUAUGAAUGUCUAGUUGGUACUCCACCAUUCUUAGCUAAAACUUAUGAACAGACAUAUAUGAAAAUUAAGAAAGCUAAAUACAAAUUUCCUGACUUUGUUAGCGAUGGUGCUAAAAAUUUAAUAUCUCAGUUACUGGUAGUUGAUCCAGAUCAAAGAUUACCUUUAGAGAACGUUUUAAAUCAUCCUUGGAUUGUGAAAAAUCGAACAACACAACCAUAUGUUCAAUGAUGGGUUAGCCUAUUUCAAUAAAUUUUAUACUAUUUUUCUAUAAAGCAACUACGUUUUAUUAAAAAGGAGCUAUGCAAUGUAGGUUUGAUUGGACAUCAUUACCAUUGCAUCUAUUAUAUAGCGGGUUUUUAACAAAAAGUGACCACAGCUGUUCUUUACAUUGUUUCCAACGUCAUACUUUCAUACAUACAUCUUAGCAUGUAUUUUAUUAUGCAGAUAAUUACUAUUCAUGCUUAGCUUUUAAGAUAUAAUUUUAAUGUAAUCAGUAGUUGAAAUUUACUAUGUCAUUUAACUUCUUUAAAUUUAACAAGUUUAGUUUAGUUAUCACAAUUUAAUUUAUUUGCAUUAGUUUGGAACAUAAACGGUGUAGGCAUUUUAUACACGUGUUUUAUUAAUCAGAAAGGGUUUGGAACAAAAAGAUGUUAUGUAUUAAAAAAAUCGUGUAUAUAUUAAGUGUUUUAAUGUUAAUAAAACGUUUAUAAAUG
Molecule: messenger RNA, 1823 nt
Organism: Osmia lignaria (orchard mason bee)
Lineage: Eukaryota; Metazoa; Arthropoda; Insecta; Hymenoptera; Megachilidae
Product: aurora kinase C
Biological process (GO): protein phosphorylation
Molecular function (GO): protein kinase activity; ATP binding
Source: RefSeq, a predicted model, not a curated record